UUCAUUUUUAUUGGAAGGGGAAGAGGAAUCAAAAACGCAAUUGCGGAGAUUUCUUGGAAGGAAAAGGAAAAGGAAGCCGUUGAUCGCCUGCCAAUAUAUUUUGCCCAAUUUCUUCUUGGUUACUGUGAUCGUGGAUUUGCUGUUGAGUUGUAAAUUUGAAGAUAAGGACCAUAUGCCCAACGGUGAGUUAAUAGAUGGAUUUUCUGAGUUAUAUAAGCAGAACAUAGAUAUGAGGCUUGAUCUUGGGAUUCUUGACGAGCUGACUUAUCCAGUGCUGACUGAGAAACUCAUUCGAGUCACUUUGAAAGAGCGAAAGCACAGAGCCUGGCAUUCAGAGGAGCGAUGCAGCCUCUGUCUGGUUAGAGUCAUUGUCUUUGAAGGAGUAUUAUUUACUCCUAUAUCACAAGUCAAAAUGAGAUUUUCAAAACAUGGAGGAUUAUGUAGAUGGAGAAUAUAUUGGAAUAUUGGGAUGCAGGCACAAGUUCCACCCGAGGUGCAUCAAUAGAUGGAUUCCAAAGAAGAACAUAUGCCCAAUUUGCAAAGGAAAACUCUAGUGAUGGAGAUAGCAGCAGCUAGAAUAAUCAAGAAAAUGUAGUUAAAAAAAACGAUCAAUAUUAAUAAAAUUCUUAAUUAUAGUAGCUUUUGUAGAGAGCUGAUUGAGUUGUAACCGGUUUAACCGAUUCCUGCUAUGUGAA
Messenger RNA from Salvia hispanica, 695 nucleotides. The record is from RefSeq and is a predicted model, not a curated record. Lineage: Eukaryota; Viridiplantae; Streptophyta; Magnoliopsida; Lamiales; Lamiaceae.